This is a messenger RNA of Epithele typhae, 993 nucleotides long. RefSeq names its product glycoside hydrolase family 43 protein. The record is from RefSeq and is a predicted model, not a curated record. The transcript is spliced from 7 exons. Bases 1 to 993 code for a protein of 330 amino acids. Gene Ontology annotation, molecular function: arabinan endo-1,5-alpha-L-arabinosidase activity. Gene Ontology annotation, biological process: carbohydrate metabolic process. Lineage: Eukaryota; Fungi; Basidiomycota; Agaricomycetes; Polyporales; Epitheliaceae.
AUGAGAUUCCGAAUCAUCGCAUCAAUACUCUCGUAUGCGGCUUUCGUAUUUGCUGUUCCCAACCCGUUGCCCGGAAGCUCCGAAGUCGUAGUCCGCGACCCCGCCAUCUUCUACAACUCAGAUAGCAAGAAAUACUUCGUGUUUUCGACCGAUGAGAACAUCAAGAUUUUCACCUCGACGUCGUUGACAGGUCCUUGGACUCGAAAUGGCUCUGUACUGCCGGAUUGCUCAGUCAUUCAACUUGCUGGUAACUGUAGCCUUUGGGCGCCUGACAUCAACUUCGUCAACGGCCAAUAUGUCCUAUAUUACUCCGUGUCGUCUCUCGGAAGCCAGAAUUCCGCAAUCGGUCUUGCGACGAGCCCUUCUAUGGAACUUGGGACCUGGACGGACCAUGGGGCUGUGAUCACAUCCCAGACGGGGGACGUUUACAACGCUAUUGACCCGAACCUCCUUGUCGCAUCCGACGGUACCUUUCAUCUCAGCUUUGGUUCUUACUGGCAGUGUGUCUUCCAAGUUCCCUUGUCUAACGUCUCUACACCGGCUUCGUCGACUCCUGGCACGCAUCUCGUGGGCUACGAUGGGCGGCAAGCUGAAGGCGGUUUCACCUACAAACCCGCCGGCUCACCGUACUACUUCGAAACCUUCUCCGACGGCAUCACGAUCCUUCCAGGCGCAACGACCCGCCCCGCCCCCGGCGACGAGUACAAGGUCCGCGUCGGGCGCGGGACGAACCCCUCCGGCCCGUUCGUCGACCAGCUCGGGAACGACAUCACGCUCGACGUCGCGCCGCCCACGGGCCCGACCGGGACGCUCGUCCUCGGCUCGCACGAUAACGUGUACGCGCCGGGCGGGCAGAGCUUCUUCUUCGACCCGGUCAGCGGCCGGGACGUGAUCGCAUACCACUACGUGCCCGACGACGCGUUCGGCGGCCCGUCGUACCUCGGCCUCAACUUCGUCGACUUCUCGUCGGGGUGGCCGGUGCUUGUCGACUGA